GGAGGGGAGGGGCUUUGGUAGAGCUGAGUGUGAGCUCCGAGUGGCGGUGGUGAAGCUGCGGACAUGGCGAGUCUGUGGAUGGGAGAUAUCGAUGAGAACAUGAACGAGGCCUCUAUCACUCAGGCCUUCCAGUCCAUGGGGGAGUCCGUCCUCAGCGUCAAGAUCAUCCGCAACCGCUUCACGGGCGAACUCUCCGGUUACUGCUUCGUAGAAUUUCCCAACCAGGACUCGGCUGCCAGGUGCCUGGUGAACGUGAAUGGGAAACUGGUACCCGGCGCCAACCCUCCCAAGAGAUUCAAGUUGAAACACGCGCUGUACACGAAGCCGUCGGACCCAAGUCCUGCAUCGAGGAACCCAAACACUGAAUACAUGAACGCCUUUAACUACUACACCCAGCAGUUUCAGCAGAUGUUCACCAACUGGAAGUACGACCAGAAAAAUAACAGCUACACCUACCAGCAGUACGGCUACACUGAAAACAACUGGCCGACUUCUGAAGAGUUGGCAGAGGAGGAUCUGGAAGACCCCAACCCCCAGGUGGACGUGGCCGAGGCCAAUAAGCAGUUCAUGGAGCAGAGUGAGGAGCUGUACGACGCUCUGAUGUCCUGCCACUGGCAGCCGCUGGACACAGUCACCUCCAAAAUACCAAAUGAAUCGUGACCCCCGCACCCAGAGACCCCCCUCUGCCGCCCUGGACCUCUGUUCAUCUCAUCUCUCCGGGACCCCGUUACGUGAUGGACGCUGCUCGCGGUGACCGCGUUGCUUGCGGCUUAGCCCAUGUUCUGGAGGAGGCAGCCGUGAGGUUACAUGUACGUCUCGUGUAUCAGGAUGAACAUCACUCGCCUGUCCAUGGGAGGACAAGGUCAUCCACUCCUCUGUAAAUAACACUUUCUUAUAUACCAUACUUUGCCUUUCAGUUCCUCUCCAUUUCAAGCUCUCUGCUUGCUGUCAGUGUAUGAAAACAUUUGGAAACCGAUUACCUAUUCUUACAUAGCUACUUAGACAGGUUUCUGAAGUUACUACGUUUGGUUCUAAGGGUUGCCAACACUGGUGCACUGUAACAAAGCUCAGCUGUGAGAAGUACUGUGUCAAGAGGGAUUUUCGGUAUCUGCCAGCAAGCAGAGAUCUUGAAUGCUGCAGAUAUUUUCAGUAUCCAACCAUUAAACUUUAUCUAAAAAUA
This is a messenger RNA of Bufo bufo (common toad), 1180 nucleotides long. RefSeq names its product tRNA selenocysteine 1 associated protein 1 (gene TRNAU1AP). Gene Ontology annotation, biological process: selenocysteine incorporation. Bases 64 to 660 code for a protein of 198 amino acids. Gene Ontology annotation, molecular function: tRNA binding. Gene Ontology annotation, cellular component: nucleus. Lineage: Eukaryota; Metazoa; Chordata; Amphibia; Anura; Bufonidae. The record is from RefSeq and is a predicted model, not a curated record. The transcript has 7 exons.